AUGGAUCUCAAGUACGACCGGCAGCUGCGGUUGUGGGGCACUGAUGGGCAGCGGGCCCUCGCAGCGGCACACGUUUUUCUUCUCGGCGCCACCGCCACUGCUGCUGAAACUCUAAAGAAUUUAAUUCUCCCUGGAGUUGCCCGCUACACUAUUGUUGAUAAUGCCCUUCUCACACCAGAGGCAUUAGGGAAUAAUUUCUUUGUUACGAUGGAGGAUUAUUUAGAGCGACGCCCGUUGGCUCAGGCACUCGUGCAGCAUUUGAAUGAAUUAAAUAUAUACAGUUCUGUAGGCAAAGCCAUUGUGGACUCGUGUGAGGCGUGGGUGGAGAGAUUUAUAUCUCAACAAACUCUCAUGAAUGAAAUAAUAACAGCAGAGGAACAACAACAACAAAUAAGAGAAGAAGAAGAAGAGGAAGAAAGAUGGAAAAACAUGCCAACUCUUAUUGUAGCCACACCGAAACUUCCUGCAGCAUCUCUUCGUCGUCUUGCAUCUUAUUUAAAGAAUGAAACAAACAUACCGUUAGUGUAUAUUCAAACUACGGGUCUUAUUGGAUUAAUCCAUAUACAAGAAAAGGAACGACUUAUUAUUCAUACAGAACCUAAACCAGAAACUCUUGUAGAAGAUCUUCGUAUCUUUAAUCCAUUUCCAUCUCUUCAGGGAUGGUUUCUCUCACAUAAUCCAGAGAAUAAUGAAUUAUUUGAGGAUAAUCUUGAAUUACAUAGUCAUCUCCCAUGGAUUGCAAUUCUUUAUCAUGCUCUUCAACGUCUUCGAAGUGAACGUGGAGAACCAGAGUUUAUACCAACUACAAAGGCAGAUUAUGAUAUGUUAAAGAAAGUUAUUAUUUCUUUUAUUCGUCGUCCAUCACCACCACAAGAGGGAUUUAUGGAAGCUCUUGAAAAAUGUCGUACCGUUCUGAAUAGACCUUCUCAUUUACCCUUGACACUUUUAAAAGUAUUAGAGGAUCCUCGAGUAGAAGGAAAAAAAAAGAUAAUUUCAUCAUUUCAUCAUCCAUAUUAUCAUUAUUAUUAUAAUCAUUAUCAUCAUGAUGAUGGUAAAUCCUUAGAGAGAAUUACACCACUUUGUUGGGCUGUGAUAAAAGGUAUUAAACGAUUUAUCGCAGAAAAUAAUGGAGUUCCCCCAUUCUGUGGAUAUAUACCCGAUAUCACCACUACCACUCAGUGGUAUAGUGAAUUAACCGCUAUUUAUACAGAAAAAAUGAAGGAAGACUGUUCAAGAGUCUUUAAAUAUGCAUUGGAGGAAUUUAUAGAUGCCGAUAUAAAUAAUAAUGAUGAAACAUGUUUAUUGGAGUUAACAAAGGCAUUAAUACAGAAUUUAUGGACACUCCAAUUAAUAAACUCUUCCCCUGAUCUGGAUGAAGAAGUAUGGGUUUCCCUUCAGCAAGAACGUUUUACACAGUACUUUUUAAAUUGUAGUAAUGAGGAGGAACGAUUUACGGUAGAAUUGUAUGCGGCUCUUUUGGCUGCACGAUACUUUGAGGAACAAUAUGGACGUCCACCCGGCUCUAUAUAUGAAACUCCAUAUAAACAAGAUAUUAUGUGGAAAGAUGAUGCAAAGGAACUUUUACGUAUUGUGGAAAUAUCACGACAAGGAGAAUCUCACAGUGACUGUAGUGAUACUAUUCAUAAUAAUAAUAAUAAUAAUAAUAAUAAUAAUAAUAAUAAUAAUAAUAAUAGUGAUAGUAAUAGUAAUCUUACUUUAAAAGCAUGUAUGGAACUGGCACGAUUUGGUGGAGGUGAACCGGCUUUCAUGGCUUCCAUUAUUGGAGCUGCGGCGGCGCAGGAGUGUAUUAAAUUGAUCCAACACCGUCGAGUGCCUAUUCAACAACCGCUGGUCUUUGAUGGAUAUAGGAGUUGUUUCUGGCUUAUUCCUCCUCUCUCUUCAAGGUAG
Molecule: messenger RNA, 1908 nt
Organism: Trypanosoma theileri
Lineage: Eukaryota; Euglenozoa; Kinetoplastea; Trypanosomatida; Trypanosomatidae
Product: ubiquitin activating enzyme
Exons: 1
Coding region: 1-1908 (635 amino acids)
Biological process (GO): protein neddylation
Cellular component (GO): cytoplasm
Molecular function (GO): NEDD8 activating enzyme activity
Source: RefSeq, a predicted model, not a curated record